Messenger RNA from Adineta steineri, 1338 nucleotides. The record is from the annotation of a GenBank genome assembly. Lineage: Eukaryota; Metazoa; Rotifera; Eurotatoria; Adinetida; Adinetidae.
AUGUCCACCGAUAACACUAGUAAAACAAUUAUAUUAAGUAAUGAUGGUGGUUGGUGUUGGUUUGAAUCGCCUGGUGCUCUACAACACGGUUCUCUUAUUUUGAUAGGAUCAGUUGCAUCUGGUGGUAACAAUGAAAAUCGUCGUGGUAAUAUCGAAUUACAUAUUCAUGAUUGUUCAUCACAAAUUACAGAGCGUGUAAUAUUACAUGAACAAUUUGAAUUAGAUGAUCAUAAUGGUCCUGCUCUACUUAUGAGACCUGAUAAUCGAUUGUUAGUUCUUUAUGCAAAACAUAAUACAGAAUCACAUAAUUAUUUACGCAUUUCUCUUGAUGAUACAACACCAUUUCGUGAAUUCACUCCAGUUCAACUUUAUACACCAUCGUUGACCACUGAACUUACAUAUGCAAAUCUAUUUCUUCUUCCAGAUGAAUCGAAUCGUAUUUAUAACUUUUUUCGAGGUCUUGAUGGUUCAUUCAAACCAUCGUAUCUUUAUUCAGAUGAUCUUGGAACAACUUGGCAUAAUGGUAAUAUUUAUAUUAAUGUUCCAUCAACACAAAAACAUCGACCCUAUGUACGAUUUAUAUCAAAUGAACGUGAUACAAUACAUAUGGUAUAUACAGAAGGACAUCCUCGUGAUUAUGAUAAUAGUUUAUAUCAUAUUUAUUAUCGAGCUGGACAAUUAUAUCGUUCGGAUGGUAUAAAAUUAUGUUCAUUAAAAGUUGGACUUGAUUCACCUGAUCAAGGUACACAAAUUUAUCAAGGUGAUGCACAACAUGUUACAUGGAUCGUAGAUCUUGUUUUAGAUCAUAAUGAUUAUCCUGUAUCUAUUUACAGUGUUCAAUAUAAUUCAGAAGGUCUUCCUGUUGGUCAAGGUGGUGAUGAUUUACGAUAUAGAUAUGCACGAUGGGAUGGUUCUAUGUGGCAUAAUUAUCCACUGGCUUAUGCUGGUUGUCGUCUUUAUGGAGGUGAAGAUGAUUAUAGUGGUUUAGCUGCAAUUGAACCUGACGAUCCAUCCAUAGUCUAUAUAUCAACUAACAGUGAUCCAGUCAAUGGAAAUCCACUUAUCAGUCAUAGUGAUGAACAACGACACUAUGAACUCUUUUGUGGUAAAACAAAUGAUGAAGGACAAACAUGGACAUGGACAGCACUUACAAGUAAUUCAACGAAAGAUAAUCUACGACCUAUGCGACCAAAACGUACAAACAAAAAGAAUUCUAAUCAAUAUCGUACAUUAGUAUGGCUAAGAGGUAGAUAUCUUUCUUAUACAGAUUAUCUACAAGAAAUUGUUGCACGUAUAUGGGAAACCAACAAUAAUGAGAAGGACGGAGAAGAUAAAUAG